Siniperca chuatsi (mandarin fish) is the source of this 3406-nucleotide messenger RNA. RefSeq names its product 5-hydroxytryptamine receptor 3A-like. Lineage: Eukaryota; Metazoa; Chordata; Actinopteri; Centrarchiformes; Sinipercidae. The record is from RefSeq and is a predicted model, not a curated record. The transcript is spliced from 10 exons. Gene Ontology annotation, molecular function: extracellular ligand-gated monoatomic ion channel activity; neurotransmitter receptor activity; transmembrane signaling receptor activity. Gene Ontology annotation, biological process: chemical synaptic transmission; signal transduction; regulation of membrane potential. Bases 172 to 1560 code for a protein of 462 amino acids. Gene Ontology annotation, cellular component: neuron projection; synapse; membrane.
UUAAAAAACAAAACAAAAAACAAAACAAACAUAAAGGGUCAAUCAUUCAGUUUGCCCUGCCCUCUUCCAGUAUGAGGCAGUGGUAUUACAGCAGACGUGGUGACAUUUCUAGACAACACCAUUAACUCUACAGACCUCUCACUGCUUUGGAUUCUCACAGGUGUUGCAGUCAUGAUGCUUAUUGGUUUCCUCUUUCUGCUCUUCCUCACAGGUGGGGUGUUCCCUGAGCGUAAUUGCAGUUAUCAGGAUGUUUUAAACCACCUGGAUCUGACCAAAAACAAUGAGCUGUACUACAUGACCCGACCUGUUAAAAACUACAAACGCCCCACACAGGUAUCCCUGGAAGUACUGCUCUACGCUAUUCUAGAUGUGGUUGAGAAAGACCAGAAAUUCAUUCCUUAUGUUUGGACUGUUGUGAGGUGGCACAAUGAAUAUAUUUCCUGGGAUCCAAACCAGUUUUGUGGGAUUGAUAAUGUUUCUCUUCCUACUGAAAUUUUGUGGAAGCCAGAUCUCACUAUUGAAGAAAUGACAGAGAAGGACAAAGCCCCUCCGAGUCCGUAUCUCACCAUCAAUGAUAAAGGUGAUGUUGAAGUCCAGAACGACCAGGUGCUGGUCAGCACCUGCAGGAUGCACAUUUACAAAUUCCCCUUCGACAUACAGAGCUGCAACCUCUCCUUCAAGUCUGUCAUACACACCGCCAAGGACAUUCGGCUCCAGGCAAGCGACAACUCUUCAGAGGCCACAGAGUGGUCUCGUGAGGUGAUGCGGACCCAGUACGAAUGGCUGUUCAUCAACAUGACAGUUACCACCAACAACGCCAGUGAUUUGGUCAGCCAAGACAUCAUAAUUUACACUAUCACCAUGAAGAGGCGGUCGCUCCUCUACAUUGUCAACUUCUUGCUGCCCAUCCUGUUCUUCUUGUGUCUGGACUUGGCCUCCUUCCUGAUCUCAGAAAACGGGGGCGAGAAGCUCAGCUUCAAGGUCACUGUGCUGCUCGCUGUCACUGUGAUGCAGCUUAUUCUGAAUGAGAUUCUGCCUUCCUCAUCAAACAAGAUUCCACUUAUAGUGGUGUACUGCAUUGGGAUUUUUUCUUUGAUGCUGCUCAGCCUCCUGGACACGAUUUUGGUGAUAUAUCUGAUGAAUAAAGACUCGGCAUCCCAAGACAGCAAGGCAGACAGAAACCAAAGCCUGAGUGAGGACUGUAACAAACAGGGCAAAGCCAACUUCCACAACUGUCAUGGAGAGGUGCACAAAUGGACUCAAUGUGCGUGUAUCUAUGAUGCUUCUACUGGUGAAACUCCAUCUGAACUGAUGCCUGUGGCCAAAGAGGGCAACUGCAGCAAAUUGAUGGAGGAGUACCAUGCCUUGGAGAAGCUCUCAGAUGAGCUGAAGGAGAUGAAUAAAACACUGACUCUGCUCCUCAGCAACAGGAAGGAAGAAGAGAAGCCCGGCUAUUGGACCAGAGUGGCUAAAAGGGUCAACAGAGUUUUCUUUAUUUUCUAUGUAACAGUGGUCAGUCUGUUUUUAACUUUUGUCUUUUUAAAAUGGAACAGUGCAUAGAGAUGAUCAUUGCUACAUAAUGAAAACAUGUUUGAAUAACUGUUUAUUUUAUUAUGACCAGCUAUACCCAGAGCUAAUGAUCAUUUAAUUCCCUAUGUAGAUGAAACAUAGGCGUAGAUCCAUUUACGCAAAUGGCGUACAGCCAAUCAAAUCACUCCAUUUUAAACCAUAUUCUCUCAAAACCAUAACGUCACCGCUCCAGCAUAGGUAGACAGUCACACUGACUAUCAGCCAGACAGUAGCCUGCUACACAAGAGCCACAGGCUUUGAAAAACAACAAACAUCGUCUUCCUCUUAUCUAACUUACAAACAUGAACACACGUCUUGUCCUGUAUCUUGUUGAAAGAGCCACCAAAAGCGCACUGCUUUCAUCAGUUUGAAGGUUAGAUGGCUAAUUUAUUAGCUAAUUAGCUGGUUAGCUGCAGCACAUCAACCUGUGGUUGUUCAGUACUACUGCAAACUGUUACGCUCCAUGCUACCCACAUGCUGGUGAUACUACUGUAGCUUCUGUACAUACUUUCUACCCUGGACACUUCUGUACAUACUGAUCUGCUACACAUAUGCCUAAGAAUACCUGAAAAUAACUCUGGAAGGCAAGCCCCAAGCUUACCCCAUUCAUUCCUUUACUAGUACUGUUAGCCUUUGGAUACUAUCCCUGUGGUAUAUUGAUUUAAAUGCUUUAAACAUUAAUUUAUUAUUUCUGAUACCACCAUGAUACAACAAACCCAAGUGUUUUAUGUAGCUUAAACUAAAUACUGUGGAAGGAUAAUGAAGCAGGCCUCUUUUGGCCUAAAAGGUGCAAAAUGCCUAAGGCUUAAAGACCUGUGAAACUUGAAAACAUGAUACAUCUAAACUAGGUCUAGAUCGGUACUUACCAAAGCAACAUAAGAUUCAAACUUCAAAGCACAACUUCCUCAAUUCAAGGAAUAGCAUAUGGUAUUUCAGCGUAGGAAACCUUUCCAUUCAUUUAACAUAGACUUGACCCUAUCUGUUGACUGUGUGUACACCUGUAGUUUGGUACCAUUUUAUUCUACAUUUAUUGUUAAUAUUGAUUUAUUGCUAAUGAGCCGAGCAUUGCAAACAAAGUCACAUGACAACACUGGUAAUGCUUUCAUUGGAUAGUUGCAUCAUCAGCCCUACUUGGACCCACAAGGGAAACUCAAAACUAAAUUAAUCCUGAUGACUGCCAACAAGUUAUGCUGUAGUUCAAUGUGCUGAUUACAGAGCCUCUGCCCCAAAUCCUUGUCAGUAACUUUAACAAACUGGACACUUAUGUGGACCAAUCCUAACCACUGGUUCUAAUGGUGCUCAGCUCUGUUAGAGCACUUAAUAGUGGUUUUAUUUUUCACAUCUUACUCUAUUGGGAGAUGUGUGCACUCAUAAAAGCCUUGUUUUCCACACACUGGUUUUAGCAAAGCUGAUAAGGAAAUAUGUACUUGCCUGUUCAGAUAUAUUUAGUCCUUCAGUAUAUUGCGACUACUGUUGUUUGCAUGUUUUCCACAGUGCUACAUCUACAUCUAACACAUAUACACAGUAUGAACUUGUCUGGUUGUAUUGUAAAAUUCUAGUACAAUAAUAUGACAUUUAAUAUUUACAUGUCUUUAGCGUGUAAUAUGCAGAAUCUUUAUGUAUCAUACAUGCUCUCACAGGUUGUCUAGAUUCUUGCAGGAACUUGAAGAUCAUUUUAAUAUUUAUAUCAAGUUGUGUUUUCUUCUGAGGCAAUGCAAUGUAAUUAAUGCUGUUUGCUUUAGCCAACGUUAUGUCAUGAUGUAUUCUUUGUAAUAACAGUUCUGUGAUCUGUUGCAUGUACAGUACUGGCUUUGAAAACAUGUAUCAGCCUCUUUGU